Scedosporium apiospermum is the source of this 1650-nucleotide messenger RNA. RefSeq lists its product as uncharacterized. The coding region runs from base 1 to 1650 and encodes 549 amino acids. Gene Ontology annotation, molecular function: acyltransferase activity, transferring groups other than amino-acyl groups; hydrolase activity. Lineage: Eukaryota; Fungi; Ascomycota; Sordariomycetes; Microascales; Microascaceae. The record is from RefSeq and is a predicted model, not a curated record. The transcript has 5 exons.
AUGGGUGGCACUUGGACUCCCGAAUCUCCGCCUUGUUCUGUGCCGGUGGAAUCGAAGGAGAUGAGGGUUGUUUUGCACUUCCACGGUGGAGCCUACAUCUUAGGAAACGGUCGAGACGGCGACACCGGCUUUCUAGCCCAGAAUUAUAUCAAGCAUGGGCGAUUUACACACGUUUUCACCCCUCAGUAUCGACUGGCAACAGGCCCCCACGGGCGAUUUCCCGCUGCUCUCCAAGACUCCUUAUCUGCAUAUUUACAUCUCGUGAAUACUCUCAAGAUUUCACCACAACAAAUUGUUGUUGGAGGCGAUUCGGCUGGAGGAAACAUCGUCAUGGCCCUGUUGCGGUACAUUUUCCACCAUGGUGAAGAACUGGCUAUCCCAUGGCCUGCUGCCGUCUUGCUUUGGUCCCCUUGGACUUCCAUAGCUACAUCAACAGAUGCCAGUGCCAUGCGAGCGUCUCCAAAUUAUGCGACCGACUACAUCCCCGAGAACUUUCCCUUGUGGGGGGUUCAUGGACUGACCGGCGGCGGCAGAAUCUCGCCGGACGACCCAUACUUAUCCCCCGGGGACGGACAUGGCUUCAAGAGCCCAGCUCCAAUAUGGGUCAACACUGGAAGGCUAGAAGCUCUGCAUUCCGCCAACGGUGACUUCGUUGAGACGUUUAAGAAAGCCGGGACCGAAAUAGAAUGGGAUGUGGAUGAAAACUGCCCACAUGAUAUCGGGCUCAUGGGCCGGAGGUUCAAGUUCGCCACGAGCUGGAAGUGGAUGCGGAUGAAGGCCGUCGUUGGCGGAGUUGAUCUUAGGGAUGGAGGGAUUGAAGACGACUUUGAGGCUUGUUUUGACGUAAAUCUGAAGACAACCAUAUCCGCGUCUUACAGUGAGGUUUCCGAGAACAGGUCGAUCGGCUCACGGUACAUGAGCGGCUACAUCCUUGCCGGUCCGUCUUGGUACCUCGCAAGCGCACAUCUCGACCCGCAAUUGGCCGUCAACCUCAUCUCUCGCAAGUACGCGAAGCAUCUAAAGCUGGACUUCGAGGAGAUGAGGAAUACCACUCCGGUAGCGAGCGGUGGUGAGCCGCAGGUCGAGGGUUCUGAGCCGACCUCCGAUGUCCGGCCACCAAUGUCAAAGCAAACCCACACCGUCCGCAAAGCGACACUAUCCGACGCACCGGAAAUAGCGUCCUUGGGCGCAGAAGUCUUCCGCAAAACCUUUGGCCACUCGGCCCCCGAAGCCGAUGUACAAAAUUACAUCGAUGAGAAUUACUCCGUCGAAGGCGUCACCGCGCACCUACAACACUCCUCUCGGGAAACCCUCGUAGCUGUCGACGCGGAGGGCAGAGUCAAAGGCUACGCGACGCUGACGAAGGGCACGAGCGAACCUUGCGUCGACGAUGUGCCGGACAAGGCUGAGCUGCAGAGGCUCUAUGUUGAUGCUUCGGCACUAGGGAUGGGGAUCGGCGGGUUGCUUGAGAGGGCAGUGGAGGAUUUGGCGAGGGAGGGCGGGUUUAGGCAUUUGUGGUUGGGGGUUUGGGAGGAGAAUCAUGUUGCAAAGAGGGCGUAUGAGAAGUGGGGAUAUAAGAGGGUGGGAGAGCAUACGUUUUAUCUGGGGAGCGAUGCGCAGACGGAUUAUGUCAUGUUGAAGGCAUUAUAG